Bufo gargarizans (Asiatic toad) is the source of this 2395-nucleotide messenger RNA. Its product is annotated as phosphatidylinositol 4-kinase type 2-alpha-like. Gene Ontology annotation, cellular component: lysosomal membrane; plasma membrane; endosome. Gene Ontology annotation, biological process: Golgi organization; endosome organization; phosphatidylinositol phosphate biosynthetic process. Lineage: Eukaryota; Metazoa; Chordata; Amphibia; Anura; Bufonidae. Gene Ontology annotation, molecular function: 1-phosphatidylinositol 4-kinase activity. The transcript is spliced from 9 exons. The coding region runs from base 105 to 1475 and encodes 456 amino acids. The record is from RefSeq and is a predicted model, not a curated record.
CCGGAAGUUUCCAGUAGCAGUUGUGAGUCAGCUGCUUGUCACCUGUUCUGUAGCUUUUGUCGCCGUUUCCUCCGGCAGUGCCCGGGCGCUCUUCUAUUUCCACCAUGGACGAGAACAGCCCGCUGGUGUCUCCGGAGCGGGAGCUUCCUGACUACACCUUCCAGUCUAAGCCUUCCCCGGUGUCCCCGGCACCGCUCAGCCCCGCCGCUCGCACCGUGCCCGGGGUAGUGGUUCGGAUCCCGCAGUCCUCCCCGCAGUGUGUCCCGGCGCCUUCUCCCCCCGGCUCCCCCACAGAGGAGAGGCAGCCGCUGCUGGAGCGCAGCCAUCACCGGAGCAAGAACUGCUUCCCGGACGACCCGGAGUUCACGGAGGUGGUGAGGCGGGCGGAGAGGGCGAUCAGCCGGGGCAUCUUCCCGGAGAGGAUCUACCAGGGCUCCAGCGGCAGCUACUUCGUCAAAGACGAGCAGGAGGAAGUCAUUGCCGUCUUCAAACCAAAAACAGAGGAGCCCUACGGCCAGCUGAACCCCAAGUGGACAAAGUGGCUGCAGAAGCUGUGCUGCCCCUGCUGUUUCGGACGGGACUGUCUUGUUCUGAACCAGGGAUAUCUGUCCGAGGCCGGAGCCAGUCUAGUAGACCAAAAACUGGAGCUAAAUAUUGUUCCUCGCACUAGGGUUGUAUAUUUAUCCAGUGAAACAUUUAAUUACAGCGCCAUAGACCGCGUCAAGUCCAGAGGGAAGCGGCUGGCGUUGGAAAAAGUGCCAAAAGUUGGUCAGCGGUUUAAUCGGAUUGGAUUGCCUCCUAAGGUUGGCUCCUUCCAGCUGUUUGUUAAAGGCUAUAAGGAUGCAGAUUAUUGGCUGCGGAGGUUUGAGGCGGAACCCCUUCCUGAAAAUACCAACCGGCAACUACAGUUACAGUUUGAGAGGCUGGUGGUCUUAGAUUACAUAAUCCGGAAUACAGAUCGAGGCAAUGACAACUGGCUGAUAAAGUACGACUACCCCAUGGAGAAUGCAGCGUCCAGGGAUUCAGAUUGGAUCUUAGUAAGAGAACCCAUCAUCAAGAUCGCUGCUAUUGACAAUGGUUUGGCCUUCCCGCUCAAGCAUCCCGAUUCCUGGAGAGCCUAUCCUUUCUACUGGGCCUGGUUACCACAAGCCAAAGUUCCAUUUUCACAGGAGAUCAAAGAACUCAUCCUCCCGAAAAUCUCAGACCCCAAUUUUGUGAAAGAUUUAGAGGAAGAUCUCUAUGAGCUUUUUAAGAAAGAUCCGGGGUUUGAUCGAGGACAGUUCCACAAGCAGAUAGCCGUUAUGAGGGGGCAGAUCCUCAACUUGACUCAAGCUCUUAAAGAUGAAAAGAGCCCAUUGCAGUUGGUCCAGACUCCGCCUGUCAUAGUGGAAACGGCGCGGUCCCAUCAGAAGAGCACCAGCGAGUCCUAUACACAGAGCUUCCAGAGCCGCAAGCCAUUCUUUUCCUGGUGGUAACACACAGACAACCACUUGCUUCGGAAACACCAGAAAGGUGUCAGUCUGCAGCUGUAAAGCCACUACUUGGACAUCAAACGAGAUGAAAACUGACAAGUGGAGAGAACUUAGUCUGGAUUUUUGGAGCGCUAUUAUAAUUGACUAAUUCACUGCCAUGGAAUAUAUACUAAACUAAAUCCAUUCCGGGUGCAUGCAUGCGGCAUUAGGGAUGCAAUACGACACCGCGUGUAAUCACAGAAUUCAAGCCAAGAUGAAGCUUUACCCUUUAAUUGUAUUAUUACCGAAUCCAUCCAAGAAAUGCUAGCCAGCAGUAAAACGUCCACACUACCUGAUACUACUACAUAUAGUACCUGUGCACUUUCUCCUAGAGCAGAUUGCUGGAAGUUGUAGUUCCACGGAUCUGGCUCUUCCAUAAACCUGAUUUUAAAAUAACCUAGUCAUGCACGCCAGCCUUGCAACGAAAUUUCUAGAACUAGAGGUACCGCAUAGGUAUGACAUGUGCAUGUUCUAGAUUACUGGACAGUGCAUCGUACAGACUGCCACCUAAUGGAUGCCAGUGGUAUUGCAUGCACUGGUAGUUGUACAGUCUGUAUGAAGGCAGUGGGGGAACUUGUUUUCCCAGCCUCUUGCUCCGUGUGUGUGUGUAUAGGGGAUAUACACACAGUGACACGCUCGUGAUCCCUGCACAUGCUCCAAAGUUUAAGUUACAAAACCCUCAGUGAGGGUUGUAUUAUAUUUUUUAAAGGUACAGAUAGCAUCGGUUGUGUUUUAGCCUUCUCCAUAAAAUCUGCUAUUUAUAAUUUCGGCAAAUCUUUGUGGAUUUGUUCAGAAAGGAAAACUGGCUGUUAAAAAAACAAACAAUUUUUUUUUUAAACACAAACCCUAUGGCAGAUAAAAUAAAUGUUAACCAGUUAAAGGUC